GUUGGUUACACUUCGAUUCCACUGACAGGUAUUGGCGUCGACUUGGCAGGGCGUUAGUGUUAAAUGGCGGAAAUAUAGUUUAGUCACUGUAUAAUACCGAGUUAUCGCGACUCUUUUUAUCGUUUGCCCCUGGGUUAGUUCUGACAGACCUCAACCUCGUCCGCCCCUCGUCCGCCUUGUCAACCCCACAGUCACUCGUUAAUCUCACCAUUCACUCGCUGAUAGUCGUCAUUCACUCAUUUUUAUUAUUUAUUUUUAAUUAAUAUUAUAAUUAAUCAUCAUGGCGCGAUUGUCUACUUCGUUAAUGCUCUUCUGCCUCCUCGGCAGCACUCUCGCCGUUGCAAGGGAACCAUACGACCAGGAGACGCAAAAUGCUGACGCAACUUGCGAUAAUGGAUGCUUCUCAAAGUACUUUACCAAUAUGUGCUCAGAUGACGCAGGGUGCUUGUGCAACCAGAAGGAGCAUCGUGAGGGAUACCUUUGCUGUAUGGCAGAGAACUGCGCCCCUAGAGUCUAUCCAGAGGCCCUCAUACGGACUUCCUUGGCAUGUGAAACCAGAAACUUGCCUUACGAAUUCGAUGUGGAGAAGGUCUGCGGCAUUACCCUGACUACCACCUACGCUCCUCCCGUUCCUACCAACACUGCUGAGGCUGCAUCGGAUUGCGACAACGACUGCUUCUUCAAUAGCUUUGCAGGCGGUUCCUGUACAGAUGACCCAGCAUGCAUGUGCAACCAGCAAAAGUAUCGUGAGAGAUACUUUUGCUGCAUGGCCACGAACAAGAACUGCCCCAGUUCAGUCUUUCCCGACGCUCUCGAGCGCCACACCUCAAACUGCGCAGGGAGAAACAUCCCAUUUACUUUCGACGUGGAGAAAGUCUGCGGCAUUAAGCUGACUACUUCAUCUUCUGUUGUGCCAACUGCUACUCCUACCGCCGCCAGCGACUCCACCAAGUCGUCAACUUCGGAAACCACCAGCAAGGCUUCGACUCCGGACAGCACUACCAAGGGUUCAACUCCUGACGAGGCUUCGUCUUCAAGCGCCUCCGAGGCUUCAUCUACAGAGAGCGUUACUCCUGUACCCAACAGCGCGCCACAAGCGACUGUCAUAUUCAAUGGUGUUGCAAUUUUUCUUGCUGCGUCUGCAAUGCUAUUCCUGUAGAUGGGAAUAGGAUCCAAUAAUCACAUUCUCUGUUUAUCUAGUACGCGAUUAUAUAAUAGAUAAUAGAUAAUAUUACGUGUUGGGUUCGGGCAAUAGAGCUCGGCCACCUCAAACGUUUUAUUUUUUGAAAACCUGCGGUAUAUAUGAUAUCGGCUCAGUUGUCAGGGUGG
Pseudogymnoascus verrucosus is the source of this 1329-nucleotide messenger RNA. RefSeq lists its product as uncharacterized. The record is from RefSeq and is a predicted model, not a curated record. The transcript is spliced from 4 exons. The coding region runs from base 281 to 1159 and encodes 292 amino acids. Lineage: Eukaryota; Fungi; Ascomycota; Leotiomycetes; Thelebolales; Thelebolaceae.